This is a messenger RNA of Bipolaris maydis ATCC 48331, 1557 nucleotides long. NCBI's taxonomy places the organism in Eukaryota, Fungi, Ascomycota, Dothideomycetes, Pleosporales, Pleosporaceae. The record is from RefSeq and is a predicted model, not a curated record.
ACGCUCUUCACCAAAACAUCAACCACCAUGCCUCUUCCCACUGGUGUAUACCGCGCCGACCACGUCGGCUCCUUCCUCCGCCCCAAGGCCGUCCUCGAGGCUCGCGCAAAGGUCGCCAAAGGCGAAAUCACGGCUGAGGACCUUCGCAAGGUUGAAGACGAGCACAUUGCCCAGGUUGCAAAGCAGCAAAUAGACAACGGCCUGCUUUCCGUAACCGACGGCGAGUUCCGCCGCGCUUACUUCCACCUCGACUUCCUCAAGAACGUCGCUGGUAUCGAGGAGAAGGGUCAGGUUGGAAACAUCAGGCACAAGGACGGUUUCUCCCCGCCAACCCUCGUCGUGACUGGCAAGCUCGGCCACCCCAAACCUAUCCAGGUCGAGGACUUUCAGUUCCUUGAGCAGGCCAUCAAGAACAAUGGCAGCAAGGCCACAACAAAGGUCUGCAUUCCUUCGCCCACAAUGGUGCACUUCCGUGGUGGCCGUGCCUCCAUCGACAUCUCCGCCUACCCCGACCUCGACGUCUUCUUUGACGACCUCGCACGCGUCUACCAGGAGGAGCUCGACUCCCUCUACAAGGCCGGCUGCCGCUUUGUCCAGCUCGACGACACAAACCUUGCCUACCUGUGCGACCCAGACAUGCGCAAGGCUGCCGAAACCGAGCGCAACGAGGACCUCAGCACCCUGCCACGCAAGUACGCCGAGCUCAUCAACAAGGCCAUUGAGAAGAGGCCCGCCGACAUGAAGAUUGGCAUCCAUCUCUGCCGUGGUAACUACCGCUCCAAGUGGUUCGCCUCAGGCGGCUACGAGCCCGUUGCCGAAGUCCUCUUCAAAGAACUCAACGUUGACGCCUACUUCCUCGAGUACGACGACGCGCGCUCAGGCGACUUUAGCCCCCUGCGCCACCUCCCUGAGCACAAGGUCGUUGUCCUCGGCGUCAUGUCGAGCAAGAAGAACACACUAGACGACAAGGACGAGAUCAUCAAGAGGUUACACGAGGCAGCCAAGAUUACGCCAAAGGGUCUUGACCAGCUGUGUGUAAGCCACCAGUGUGGAUUUAGUUCGACUGCUGAGGGCAACGAGUUGACGGAGGAGGAGCAAUGGGCCAAGGUUAGACUUAAUGUUGAGAUUGCGAAGAGCGUUUGGGGUGACGACAUCACCAAAUAAAUACUUGGACCCGGAGAAUCUACCUAAGACCCAUGGGCGGCGAAGUGGGAAAAGGCGUUUACCAACGUUUCAUUUUUGGGAGAGAAGAUUUAUGUAUGGCAUGCAUGGGUGGAGGAUGAAAGAGCAAGAGACAUCCCCAGGUGCAGUAUCGGGGACGGGCAGCAUGAACGAGAGAGGUGUUUGUUUGAAGCGACGAUUAAUGAUGAAGAUGAUGACCAUGAUGACCCUGAUAGCAUGCCGAUCAAUUUUGGUCUAGAACAUCCCCUUCUCUGUUCUUAUUUUGGGGUGGAGAGAACAUUGCCUCUUCAACGAGGUCAGGGUCCGGCAUCACCGAGUUCUUGGAUGUAUACAUAUUUGUAGAAAUAAGUAAAAAAAAGUGGUUCAACCCCUUCG